UUUUAACAAAAAGUAUACUCAAUUAGUUGUUAAACUAUGCAAUGUUCUAUAUAUUCUUUUUUUAAUUUCCUACACGUAGUUAAUUUUUUUUGUAAUAAUAAAUACAAUAAAGUUAGAUUAAUUACGAAUAAAAUUAUUCAAAGGGUGGCAAAAAUCUAUUAAGGGUAUCUAAGUUUUGAAAGAAUAGAAUUUUAAACAUCAUGAGUAAUGAGGAAGCUAGUGAAAUUGAAAAUAAAGACCCAGGUCAAUGCUGUUCGUGCCGAGAUAUCCUUUGGUACGUAGUAUUCGCAGGAUUCGCCGUUAACUAUAUGGUUAGAAUGAAUCUGAAUAUAGUCAUAGUAUCUAUGGUUGCACCAAAACCCAAGGACAAUAUUUCGAUAACGAGCGAAUGCAUUGCACAAGAUCCGUUGAAGAGGAAUCUAGGAACUCCUUUGCUUUUAAAUCAAACGAACUCAACCUCAGAAAAGAUGCCAAACUCUACGUUGACUAAACCAAACCUUGAGGAACAGUAUUUUGACUGGAAUGAGUACGAUAUAAGUUUAAUCUUAGGAAGUUUCUUUUGGUUUCAUUGGACAACCCAAAUUCCAGGAGGAGUCCUCGCAACUAAAUUUGGAACCAAGCGUGUCUUUGGGUUUUCUAACUUCAUUGGAGUUGCACUAAACUUUGUUAUUCCUUGGUUAGCCCACAGGGGAGCGAUUCCUCUUAUAAUUUUAAGAAGUUUACAAGGACUAUGUUUAGGUGUUUCUUGGCCAUCUAUGCAUAAUUUGGUUUCAAAAUGGAUUCCUCCAAACAGCAGAAGUAAUUUUAUAUCAGCGUAUAUGGGCAGUUCAGUUGGUAUAGCUAUCACAUACCCCUUAUGCGGUUUGAUUAUCGAAAGAUGGGGUUGGGAAGCAGCGUUUUAUUCCUGUGGAGUCAUCGGUACAGUUUGGUUCCUAGUUUGGUGGUAUCUGGUAUACGAUAGCCCUUCUGAGCAUCCUCGAAUAACGCCAGAGGAAAAGAAGUAUAUUAUAACAAGUAUAGGAAAGAAUUUGUCAGACAAAAAACUUUCUAUUCCCUGGAAAGCAAUAUUCACCGACAGGACUGUUUGGGCUAGUUUCAUUGUUUAUUUGGGUACUGGUUGGAGUUUAUACACUUUAAUGGUUAACAUGCCGACUUAUUUCAAAUUUAUUCAUGGAUGGGAUAUACGUUCGACUGGAUUCAUUUCUGGAAUGCCUCAUUUAUGCAGAUUAUUAUUCGCAUAUACUUUUUCCAUGUUUGGCGAUUUCCUACUUCGAAAAGAAAAGAUUAGUAGAACCAAUCUCAGAAAAUUGGCGACAGUUUGCAGCAAUGGACUAGAAGGAGUGUGUAUGAUUGCACUGGCCUACGUAGGAUGUCAUAAAAUAGCUGCCGUUGUAAUAUCAGCGGUGGCUGUCAUUUUUCAUGGAGCAAUUACCACUGGCGUACUUGCGGGACAAGUAGAUAGGUGCCCGAAUUAUUCAGCUAUUUUUCUCGGUAUUACCAAUGCUGGAGCUACCCUUAUUGGAUUCUUUUCGACAAUGGUUGUUGGAUUAUUUACAUUUCAAAAUCAAUCCACAGCUCAAUGGCAGAAGGUGUUUUGGCUAUGCGCAGUUAUUCUCUUCUCCAGCUGUCUUUUUUAUGUUUUAUUCGCAUCGGCUGAAGUUGCAGCUUGGAAUAACCCAAGCGAAUCACUUCCAGAGGCUAAGAAGUUGGUUAGUAAUAGCAAAACUGGAAACAAUAAGGAUAGGAAAGGAAAUAAUGAGUCUGAGAACACAAUUUAGUGCUAAAGUUUGUAAAUAAUGGUGUUUCUGAGACUGGAUGUGUGUUCGGUGAGAUGUUUGUUUGUGUAAUAUACUUAUUUAAUUUUUAACGUAAUUAUAAAACUGUUAUACUGAAAAUAACUGAGAGGGA
This is a messenger RNA of Diabrotica virgifera virgifera (western corn rootworm), 1908 nucleotides long. Its product is annotated as sialin-like. The record is from RefSeq and is a predicted model, not a curated record. The transcript has 10 exons. Lineage: Eukaryota; Metazoa; Arthropoda; Insecta; Coleoptera; Chrysomelidae. Gene Ontology annotation, molecular function: transmembrane transporter activity. The coding region runs from base 201 to 1778 and encodes 525 amino acids. Gene Ontology annotation, biological process: monoatomic anion transport; transmembrane transport. Gene Ontology annotation, cellular component: plasma membrane.